AUGGCACCCACAACUCGCUCUCGGGCGGCUCCAGUACCAUCUCGGGCGACUAAGCGUGCUGCUCAAGAUUUGUCGGACGAAGAUUCGGACAAUGCUAACGCGCAAGAGCACAAGCCUGCUACUAAGAGAGCGAAGACUACUCACGACAAGGCCAACGCGAAGAGAGCUCCCCCCCGUCGUUCUACCGCCCAGAAGACGAACCCAAACAUCACCCGCGGUGGAUUGAAAGCGCUUCCCACCAUGCCGCUCGAUGUGCUUGAAGAGAUCUUUUGCACACUGGACCCGGCAUCUCUCGUCAAUAUAUCUCGCACCACAAAAUCAUUUCGUCAAUUACUGCUGUCACCCGCCUACGAGCACGUAUGGCGCGAAGCGUUUUCCCGUGACGAGACAGGCAUCCCUCAGCCGCCUGACGGGAUGAGAGCUAAACACUGGGCCCUGCUUUUGUUCGGCGGAGAUACUUGUGAGCACUGUCACAAGCAGAACGCUCCAGAGAUUCUAUUCUAUCUUCGCAUUCGGCUUUGUGAGGCUUGCAUAAGCUCUACACUUCAUCGACCUUCAUCAACGUCCUUUCGCGGUAUCAGCAUCCAGCAGUUGAUACCCGCUGAAUUCGUCGAGAAAGUCAUCUCCGAGCGACGCACGCAAUAUGGAUAUGGGCGUCAGUGCUCACUCACGUGCUACGCAUUUGGUGAGAAGUAUCAUCCGUUCGUCGCCGGUCAAAAGGCGGCUCUGGCCAAAGGCCCAGACGAGGAGCUUCGGUAUGUCGAGGAGCACAGGGACGCUUUCACCGCUCGCUAUGUGCAUGCGAAGAUGGCGACGAAGUGGCAAAGGGAUCUUCUCGCUGCGCAGAAAAAAGAGCGCGAACGUCGACAGCGAGAAAUCUCGGAUGCAAAGAACGCUCGCAAACGAGAAAUCGAGAAACGCCUGGAGGACUUGGAUUAUAACACCUACGAUAAGAAGAUCAUGUCUGGUGUCUGGAAGCUCAAGGGUAUCAACAUCGCACAGCCUCUCACAGAUGAAGAGUGGAAGGAGCUCUGGCCUGCAAUCCGAGGUGUUAUAGACGGCAAUCGCGCAAAAAAGAACUCUGAGGCGGCAGCAAAGCGCCGCGAUUUUCGCAUCCGGCAUGUUGGAUCCCACUACGACCGCAUGCUCCAUGACCCGAGCUGUGUCCAACCUCAGGAAGUGCAAUAUUUCCCGCGAACAAAUCGAUGUUUGGAGUUUGAGCCGCUCAAGAGCUUCGUCGAAGAAGACGCACCUGAUAGAUAUAGGCUGGGUUGGGACGACACCACUCAGCUGGAUCUCACUCUUCGGCAAACUAUUCUGGGCAUGCGCCAAGUGCAGGACGAGCAAUACCUCAAACUUUACAACUUGCUCCUCACAGGUGGCUAUAUCAGCAAGAACACGAAGCAAGAGAAAGCACUGUCCCUAGCGAUAGCGAUUUUCCGUUUGGGCCGGGAUUGGAGCAACGAGUUGCGAUUCGGCCGUGAAGCUAUGUCCCACGAUCGCAAGGAUUAUCGGCAGCGGUACCAAAGUCUGUACGAAGAUUCGCCCGUAACAGUUUCCAGCGAAGGUGUCGGCGCAGUACGGAUGCUCCUGGGUCUGCUUGGGAUGAAGCACGAUUCGACCAUAGAAGAUAUGGAUCUAGCCGAUGCCCACUUCGUCUGCGUAUCCUGCAAGCCCAGAUCGGCGUGGCUUGAUCUCAAGAAGGCUGGCGAGUCUCAUCGGAUCUCUGAUAGACAUCAUGUUGCCACAAGGGAGGUAUUCUCGUGGCGCAGAGCGGUUGGCCACGUUCACGACGAGCACAAAGAAACCGCUGCCGAUGUGCGGAUCCGUCUUCUGACGAAGCGCGAACAGGCCGCUCUUGAAGCGAAAUACCAUGAGAAAUACAAAGUGACUCACACAGCGCCCAUCUGCUUCGGCUGUUGUCACUGUCAUGACUAUGGCGACGACGCAUCCCAGCACGCUCAAGGUCGGCAUGACGGGCUUCUGUCCAAGCGCGAUGUCGUCAAACAUUUGCAGAAAAAGCAUUCCAUACCGACGAAGAAGAUCACGGAGAACGUGGACUUCUGGUAUCACUCCUGCUUUUCCCGUGGACUACUGGAUAGCUCGAUAACAUCCUUCAACCUCGUCGAGGACUGA
Molecule: messenger RNA, 2136 nt
Organism: Peniophora sp. CBMAI 1063
Lineage: Eukaryota; Fungi; Basidiomycota; Agaricomycetes; Russulales; Peniophoraceae
Source: the annotation of a GenBank genome assembly